AUGUCAAGCAACCAGGAAGGAAAAGAGCUUCCCAAGCGGUCUUUUACACCCAACCGUCCUCUUUACGACUCUUUCAACGAGGCUCAUCGUAAAAUUGCCCCCGCCACUCCCAAAGUCCCACUUGAGGAAGAACUUCACGUUGAGGAACAACUUACCAAAGAGCAAGUCGAAGACAUCCUGAACGAGUCCAAUCCGCACAAGGAGCUCAAAGAACAUGUCGAAUCAGGACGGUCGCAGCAGCCUUUUACAGAAAAUCAGUCUGACCAUGAGAGAAAGUUCACUAACCCGUCUUCUGCCUCUGUCAUCGAGUUUCAGACCAAGACAACCGAUCAAUGUCUACAUGCGUCCGUCUCCCCCUGCCAGUCAGAUAUCAAGACAGCCUUCGUCAACAGCUUGAUCUCUUCCAUUUACGAAACGGAGAAUCGAGCCAAUCAGCACAGCCCUACUGGAGAUCACUUUCAAGACCAACAAACAGCUGUCGACUACCCUGAUGCUUCCUCCUUCUAUCCGGAAGAUGGUGACCCCAAGCUCCCAUCCCAAGAGUUGCUUCGGCCCCAUCUUGACGAUGUCAUCAAGAAGAAGUCUACCCCAGACUACCUCGAUACUACCCAUCUGUCUGGUCAGAACGGAACUCAAUACCCAAUCUUUAUGGACCGCGAGCAUAUUGCCCACCCGGAGUCCCAGUAUGAUGGAGACAUCUCGGAGGUUUCUGAGGGCCAAUUCAUUGGCCAGGGCAGGGAAAAGAGGUCUGUCAGUCGUCUCAAUCCAUUUCAUGCUUUCUCAGGAACGUCAUCCCAUGCUUCAGACACCAACGCUCAGUCAUCCGAACCUGAGAACAAGAAGGUCUUCUUGCGUCCUCAUGCCGAGAAGGAGGUCUCUCGAGCUCUUCACCAUGUUACCGGACUCAGCCUGCCCUCUAGCGGUCUCAUUGUUCGGCAAGGCCUGACUUCACGUACCUACGAUUCACAGCAGUCGCCUUAUCGCAUGCGCUCCGGUCAACAAAAAGACGACUUUUAUCACGCACCAGCCAUACAAUCCGACUGGAAGAUCACUCAAUCCGGCAUCAAGGUGCCUGUCUCUACGUCAUACAAUGAAGACGAGAUCAACAUGCAACCCACUGAACCCUACAACGCCAUUGACAACACCCGGAUAGCAACUGUGGCAUCGGGCGACGCUGAGGAUCGCACCGGCCUUGAGGGGGAUGAGGACUGGCGAACCGUCACUGAUGACCGUGAAUUUCCUACAGGCGCUGUUGGUCGUGUUAUGACUGGCAGCAGCAUUGCCAAUGUCUCCGACGCACUCCUGAUUCGACAAAAGCACCACACUGGAGCCCCUGCUGGUCGCAAGCCCUCGGCUACCAAGGCCUGGUGGGAAAAAGGCGUCCAGUUACCGUCGGUGCCAUCACUUUCUCCUUCUCCUUCCUUCCCUGCACCUCCUGGUCGUGUUCUCCACCAGACACAGCGGCGACAAGAAGGUUGGGAGGAGAUUGAACUGGAACCGGUGCCCACCCCCUACAGGGACUUCUCCUGGCCUCGUAUCCGUGCUGAACGUGAGCGAGCUCAACAAGCAAAGGAAGCAACGCAGACUGGUAGUAAUGCGUAUGCCAACCUUCCGUUCCCCUUGGUUGCCCGCGAGGACGCUGCCAGACGUCAAGCUGUCCGCCGUGCCAGCGGUCUUGAGGACCAAACUCUCUCUGGCCGUAUUCUCUCGCCUGGCCUGCCUUUGUCCUCUCAAGGUGGCAGCUAUGCGCUCCCUCGUCCUGCUGUGCGAAAGGAUUCCGCACGCUCAAUGUUCUCUCGGAUUAAGAACCCGAACUUCGACUGCCGCAACCUGUCAAUCCCUGCCCACCAGCAGAAUCCCUUUGGGCAGCCUGCCCAUGAGUACUUCUCAAACCAGUACUCUGGGCGGGCUCCCACCCCGCAGACGGGGAGGGAGCGGGCCUCGGCCAUCGACCAGUCGGUGGGCCGGAGGUCCUCGCCUCACCUCUACUCGACAGAGGUGAUGGCGAGGUACCGCGCCUUUCAAGCUGUCCGCCAAGCCGGCGGCUGGGGCACCGACUCCGAGCUCGCCGACAUGGCCGCGACCAUCAGAGACGUCCCGCUCUCCGAGAUGGCGGCUCGCCGCCAGAAGAAGUUUUACCAUGCGAUCAUGGCGACCACCGGCCUCCUUCCCUUCGUGGGAUUCGCCAUCCUCGCCUUCUCGGCGGACAAGUUGCUUGCGGGCCUCACCCGCGGAGAGUGCUCUGGCCUCUCCUUUCAACAAAGGCGCAACUUGCGCAUCAUGCUGCUUGUCGGCUGUGGGGUCUGGGUUGCGGCCUUCACGGCGGGCCUGAUCUCUUUGCUUGCCCUCCGCAACUGA
Molecule: messenger RNA, 2358 nt
Organism: Colletotrichum spaethianum
Lineage: Eukaryota; Fungi; Ascomycota; Sordariomycetes; Glomerellales; Glomerellaceae
Exons: 5
Coding region: 1-2358 (785 amino acids)
Source: RefSeq, a predicted model, not a curated record